UUUUUGUGUUUUAUGUUUAUUUUUUGUAUUUUUUCAAGUUUGUUUUUGUGUUUCAUGUUUAAGUGUUUCUUGCUUUUAUAUUUUUCAAGUUUAGUCAUUUUUUUAUUUUUUUCAGGUAGGUCACAAUUCCUCAUUGGCAAUUUAGCUGCCUGCAACAUUUGUUUAGCGUUGGGAUUAUUUGUUUAUACAUUUUUAAUUGAUGUUUACUACCAUGUGGAUUCUUUCGAUACCCUUUUACUUAUUAAUGGUGGCCAAGCUUCUUCAAAACUGCCUCGGUUUGCUAAGGAAAUUUGGAGUGUUGCUAAAUUUUUAUUCCAUACAGAACUUGUAGAACAAUUCUUUACUGUACAACAACUUAUUAUUUUACUCGCAGCAAUAUAUUCUUAUUUUACAAUUUUCUUCAAUUACAACAACAAUUAUUAUUAUUUUUCAAAUUAUUAUGCUUUCUUCAAUAUUGUAGCUGUUGUUGGUCCUUAUUUAUUUUCUUUUGUUUUGCUUGACAAGUAUAUUUUGCAGCAAUGGUUUUGUUUGACUAAAAGUGCUGCUAAUGUUGUUAGGUGGGUUGAAAAUUUUUUUUAAAUUUUUGCUUCGUGUUUUUGCUUCAGUUUUUAUUUUAUUUCGGAUUUUUUUUUUGUUUUAAACAAAUUUUUAAUUUUUUUGCUUUAACUUUUGCUUCAACUUUUAUUUUUGCUUCAAUUUUAUUUUUUUGCUUCCACUUUUUUUUAAUUUCAAAUUUAUAUUUCUUGCUUCAAAUUUUGUUUCUGCUUCAGUUUUCUUUUUUUGUUUCAAAUUUUCAUUUCUUGCUUCAGUAUUUUUUCCUUGCUUCAACUUCGUGUUUUGUCUUUCCUUUAUUGUUUCUUCAUAUUUUGCUUCCAUCAGUUUUAAUAGCUUUAGUUCUUGCUUCAAUUUUCUAGUUUGUUUGUUGCUUCAUGUUUCGCUUCAGCUUUAUUUUUUACUCUUUUUUUGCUUCAACUUUCGUCUAAUUUUUUAUUUUUGUUUCUGCUUCAGUUUUAGAAUUAUAAUUCUUAAAAAUUAUUUUUUAAUCAUUAGACUUGCUUC
Meloidogyne enterolobii is the source of this 1059-nucleotide messenger RNA. NCBI's taxonomy places the organism in Eukaryota, Metazoa, Nematoda, Chromadorea, Rhabditida, Meloidogynidae. The record is from the annotation of a GenBank genome assembly.